Ilyonectria robusta is the source of this 960-nucleotide messenger RNA. Its product is annotated as RTA1 like protein-domain-containing protein. Lineage: Eukaryota; Fungi; Ascomycota; Sordariomycetes; Hypocreales; Nectriaceae. Bases 1 to 960 code for a protein of 319 amino acids. Gene Ontology annotation, cellular component: fungal-type vacuole; plasma membrane. The transcript has 3 exons. The record is from RefSeq and is a predicted model, not a curated record.
AUGUCACACUUCUACAGCACCCGCGCGCCGGCGAGUUUCGACGACUGCACCGACGUCUCGCCCGACUGCCCUGUGGGAGCCACCGUCCUCGGAUACGUCCCGAACCUGGGCUCCAGCAUCUUCUUCGCCAUUGCGUUUGGGCUGUGUCUUUUCGGCUGUUUGGGCUUGGGGAUCUGGAAACGAACAUGGACGUAUUGCGCCGCUAUCUCGGUGGGUGUGCUGCUUGAGUGUCUCGGCUACAUCGGCCGUGCCCUAAUGCACGACAACGUCUGGAACAAGAACGCCUUCCAGAUCCAAAUCUGCUGCAUCAUCAUCGCGCCCACCUUCAUCUGCGCCGCCAUCUACCUGACGCUCAAACACGUCGCCCUCGCCCUCAACCCAGAGCUAUCACGCCUCGCGCCGCGCUGGUACCCGCGGCUCUUCCUCCCCGCCGACCUGUCGUGCCUCAUCGUCCAGGCCAUCGGAGGCGGCGUCGCGGCGGCCGCGAGCAGAGAGGACCAGUCGGCGGCCGCCAACGGGAACCGCACCAUCAUCGCCGGCGUGGCGCUGCAGGUCGUCGUGUUGCUUCUGUUUGGCGUCAUGGGCGCCGACUACUAUGUGAGGGUGAGGCAGUACAUGCGCGGUUCGGACGUUGACCCUGCGGCGUUGAGUGUCUGGAGGGAUAGCAAGUUCCGCCAGUUCGUCUUCGCCGUAAGCGGCGCGUACUUCUGUAUCCUCACCCGGUGCAUCUACCGUAUCGCCGAGAUGGCUGGCGGCUGGGGCAACCACAUCAUGCAAGACGAGCCCAGCUUCCUCGUCCUUGACGGCAGCCUAGUCCUGGUCACAUCUGUGUUGUUGACUGUCUUCCAUCCAGGCCUACUAUUCCCGCAGAUGAGUACGGGACGAGGCAGCGCUGUUGUGGUGGAGACUGAGAAGUCGGGAGAGUCAUCUAAUGAAGGUGUCAAGGUUGAAAGUGCAUGA